Molecule: messenger RNA, 1863 nt
Organism: Knipowitschia caucasica
Lineage: Eukaryota; Metazoa; Chordata; Actinopteri; Gobiiformes; Gobiidae
Source: the annotation of a GenBank genome assembly
AUGGUCCUCGCUCUUCUUCAUGGUCCUCGCUCUUCUUCAUGGUCCUCGCUCUUCUUCAUGGUCCUCGCUCUCUUCAUGGUCCUCGCUCUUCUACAUGGUCCUCGCUCUUCUUUAUGGUCCUCGCUCUUCUUCAUGGUCCUCGCUCUCUUCAUGGUCCUCGCUCUCUUCAUGGUCCCCGCUCUUCUUCAUGGUCCUCGCUCUUCUUCAUGGUCCUCGCUCUCUUCAUGGUCCUCGCUCUCUUCAUGGUCCUCGCUCUUCUUCAUGGUCCUCGCUCUCUUCAUGGUCCUCGCUCUUCUUCAUGGUCCUCGCUCUUCUUCAUGGUCCUCGCUCUUCUUCAUGGUCCUCGCUCUUCUUCAUGGUCCUCGCUCUUCUUCAUGGUCCUCGCUCUUCUUCAUGGUCCUCGCUCUUCUUCAUGGUCCUCGCUCUUCUUCAUGGUCCUCGCUCUUCUUCAUGGUCCUCGCUCUUCUUCAUGGUCCUCGCUCUUCUUCAUGGUCCUCGCUCUUCUUCAUGGUCCUCGCUCUUCUUCAUGGUCCUCGCUCUUCUUCAUGGUCCUUGCUCUUCUUCAUGGUCCUUGCUCUUCUUCAUGGUCCUCACUCUUCUUCAUGGUCCUCGCUCUUCUUCAUGGUCCUCUCUCUCUUCAUGGUCCUCGAUCUCUUCAUGGUCCUCGCUCUUCUUCAUGGUCCUCGCCUUCUUCAUGGUCCUCUCUCUUCUUCGUGGUCCUCGUUCUUCUUCAUGGUCCUCGCUCCUCUUCAUGGUCCUCGCUCUUCUACAUGGUCCUCGCUCUUCUUCAUGGUCCUCGCUCUUCUUCAUGGUCCUCGCUCUUCUUCAUGGUCCUCGCUCUCUUCAUGGUCCUCGCUCUUCUACAUGGUCCUCGCUCUCUUCAUGGUCCUCGCUCUCUUCAUGGUCCUCGCUCUUCUUCAUGGUCCUCGCUCUUCUUCAUGGUCCUCGCUCUUCUUCAUGGUCCUCGCUCUCUUCAUGGUCCUCGCUCUCUUCAUGGUCCUCGCUCUUCUUCAUGGUCCUCGCUCUUCUUCAUGGUCCUUGCUCUUCUUCAUGGUCCUUGCUCUUCUUCAUGGUCCUCACUCUUCUUCAUGGUCCUCGCUCUUCUUCAUGGUCCUCGCUCUCUUCAUGGUCCUCGAUCUCUUCAUGGUCCUCGCUCUUCUUCAUGGUCCUCGCCUUCUUCAUGGUCCUCUCUCUUCUUCAUGGUCCUCGUUCUUCUUCAUGGUCCUCGCUUCUCUUCAUGGUCCUCGCUCUUCUACAUGGUCCUCGCUCUUCUUCAUGGUCCUCGCUCUUCUUCAUGGUCCUCGCUCUUAUUCAUGGUCCUCGCUCUCUUCAUGGUCCUCGCUCUUCUACAUGGUCCUCGCUCUUCUUUAUGGUCCUCGCUCUUCUUCAUGGUCCUCGCUCUCUUCAUGGUCCUCGCUCUCUUCAUGGUCCCCGCUCUUCUUCAUGGUCCUCGCUUUUCUUCAUGGUCCUCGCUCUUCUUCAUGGUCCUCGCUCUUCUUCAUGGUCCUCGCUCCUCUUCAUGGUCCUCGCUCUUCUUCAUGGUCCUCGCUCUUCUUCAUGGUCCUCGCUCUUCUUCAUGGUCCUCGCUCUUCUUCAUGGUCCUCGCUCUCUUCAUGGUCCUCGCUCUUCUACAUGGUCCUCGCUCUCUUCAUGGUCCUCGCUCUCUUUAUGGUCCUCGCUCUUCUUCAUGGUCCUCGCUCUUCUUCAUGGUCCUCCCUCUUCACCGCAGACUCUGGACUGACUGACAGCAGCUUGGACCCUGGAUUAUCUCACCCUCUCUCGCCCUGCUGUGCGUGUUUUCUGGUGGGUUUGUCGGCACCAGUGACGCAGGACCAGAGGGGAAUUACAGAGAAGGACCAGUGA